Molecule: messenger RNA, 8416 nt
Organism: Tachysurus fulvidraco (yellow catfish)
Lineage: Eukaryota; Metazoa; Chordata; Actinopteri; Siluriformes; Bagridae
Gene: lcorl
Product: ligand dependent nuclear receptor corepressor-like
Exons: 8
Coding region: 384-5858 (1824 amino acids)
Biological process (GO): regulation of transcription by RNA polymerase II
Cellular component (GO): nucleus
Source: RefSeq, a predicted model, not a curated record
UGUGUGUGUGCAUGCUGUACAUAUGUGAGUGAGUGUAUGUGUGUGUGCAUGCUGUACAUAUGUGAGUGUGUGUGUAUGUGUGUGUGUGUGUGUGUGUGAGAGAGAGUUCCGGUGUUUUGUUGCACUGAUCCGGUUCCUCCCGCGGUGUUGACGCGUGUCAGUCUUAGGGGCGCGGGGAAGGCGGGUGACGUCGCGCGACGUCAGGCUCGGUAGAAGGGGGAGCGGGGCGCGCGGACGGGCGGAAUGGCGACGCGGUGCUGCAGCGCGAGAUGUUCGGCGGAACGGAAAGGGUUCCGGCGCGAGCUCGACUCCUGGCGGCACAAACUCAUUCACUGCGUCGGUAAGAGAACGCAAAAGGUUUGAGAGCAUACUGGAAGGAAUCUAUGGGCAAAGGCUGUUGCAAGAUCUCAGCAUAUUCGUCAGUGUGUGUUUGCUUCUCAGAUUGUGAGCCCGAAGCGACUGCUGAUUGGUCGACAGAUGCGUGCUGCUCCUUCUGUAACUUACAGCUCGAAAAAAUCAGUGACCGCUUGCCUGACUCGCCCCCCCAUGCCGAAACCCCCCCUCAGGGCAUCAACACCUCAGACACACUCCAGUGCCAAGCAGACCAAUUUCUGCAUGCAGUCUUACACAAGAAAGAAUUCCCUGAGAGCUGCGACCCCAUUAUUCCGUUGGCUGCGCAGGAGUUGAUGAGGAAGAUGAUUCGCCAGUUCGCCGUUGAAUAUGCGCAUAAGAUUCAAACAACCGAAAGCCAGAAUGCCGUCACACAAACCGAGCCGGAUGGACCACUGGACCUGACGCUCAGUCGCAGCACACCGAGUGCACAACAAGCAGACGGCGUUCUCGACCUCUCAAAGAAAAACACACCGUCUCUGAACACGCUCGCGCAACAAAGACUAUCAGGCUGUUUGGUGACAAAGGAGGGAGAGAGCAAGACAAAGGAGAGGGAAGAAGGACAUGAGCAGAGAGGUACGGCGCUGGAGGAAGUCAUGAAAUCGCUUUGUGCAAACCACAGAGUCAUACUGUUGCACAUCCUGCAGGAAAUGAUGUCGUUCCCGCCGAAGGAAGAGGGUGGGCCGGUGGCAACGCAAAGAGACGUCGCGACUCUGAGGAGCAAGCAUGGUGGUCACUGCUGUCACGCCGAUAAAUCGAUGUGUGUGUUGAAUAGCUGUGUAUCAAACGGGUAUGUGUGCUCAUGCAGACUCGGGGUUUGUGCAGUACGUUCUGUGUGUCUGUGUAUGAAGAGUUGUAGUGGCUCCUCCUGUCGGAACAUCAGGCUCGGCUGUGCCGGCUGCUGCGCUUGCUCUCGGGCACUGGUGUGCCAGCACACACACAUCUGUGACAUCACACAAGUUGCACAUACAGAUAGCAACACACACUCCGGCUGCCACAGUCCAUCCCCUCCCCCGCUGUCCCCGAAACCGCAGGACACCGAAAGCAGUGGUGAUCCGGACAUGCCCAUGUUGAACACACACACCCUGAAUACACAGCCUCCACCUCUCCUGCCUCACAACACACAUACCGAUCAAACACACAUGCCCGAGAUGCAAGCCAAGCCUGAACACAUUAUAGACUUAAUGGACAAGUUCACCGACACACUGAUGGGGGUGUCGGAGCGAGAAUGGAGUGACAGUGGUGACAGUGUGAAAACCUGUGAUGACACACACCUGACUGAGAUUAUCACCACCGUCUUACACAGCAGUAGUGAGAAAGAUUACAAUCUGAAGGAGCUCUUUGAGCAACACCUCGCCUCUGAGAAACGUUCCCCGCAAACGCGCUCUCAGAGGCGACAAGAAGUGAUGCAGGCCAUCAGCAGGUCACAUGACCAAGCCGCAACACGCAGGCAGAGCCUACAGAUCAAACGUGACCUUGCACGACUUGAACCCGACAUUUCUAGGAAGAAGAAGCGGAAGACACACCUGAUUACCCAUGGCACAUACAACAAGAUACCAGGCUCACCCAUCUCACAUGCUCAAAGCCCGGACAUGCCCAUCUUGCACAUUCAGCAACCAGGCAUGCCAAUCUCACAUGGUCAAAACCCACACACACAGAGCCCAGACACACCCAUCUCACACACUCAAAGCUCGGACACGCCCAUCUCACACACUCAAAGUUCAGAUACACCCAUCUCACACGCUCAAAGCUUGGACACGCCCAUCUCACCUGCUCAGCACCCAGACACGCCGAUCCCACACACUGAGAGCCCAGACACAUCCAUCUCACCUGCUCAAAGCUUGGACACACCCAUCUGUCACACUCAGCACCCAGACACGCCCAUCCCAUAUACUCAAUGCCCAGACACGCCCAUCUCACAAGCUCAGUAUCCAGGCACACCCAUCUCACACACUCAGAUCCCAGACACGCUCAUCUCACAUGCUAAGAUCCCAGACACGCCCAUCUCACAUGCUCAGAGCCCAGACAUGCCCACCUCACACACUCAGAGCCCAGACACACCCAUCUCACACACUCAGAUCCCAGACACGCCCAUCUCACACACUCAGAUCCCAGACAUGCCCAUCUCACACACUCAGAGCCCUGACACACACAUUCAGAGCCCGAACAAACUCACUCCACAAACUCAGAGCCCAGACAUGCCCAUAUUUAUCUCAUGUUCCCAAAGCCUGGACAUGCCUCAAAACCUGGACUCACCCAUCUCACAUUCUCAGAUCACAGACAUGCCCAUAUCAAACUCCCAGAGCAUAGACAUAUCCAUUUCACUCCCUCAAAGCCCAGGCACGCCCAUCUCAAACACUCAUAGCUCAGACACGCCCAUUUCAAAUGUUCAACGCCCAGAUAUACCUAUGUCAUACACUCAGAGUCCAGACACGCCAGUCUUAUGUGAUCAGAAACCAAACACACCCAUCUCACAUGCUCAGAGCCCAGACAUACCUAUAUCACAUGUUCAGACAACAGACACGCCCAUUUUACAAGCUCAGACCAUAGACACACCCAUCUUGCAUACUCAAAGCCCAGACACCACCAUCUCUGAUGCUCAGAGCCCAGGAACACCCAGCUCGCUCGAUUACAGCCCAGACUCCACCAUCUCAUACACUCAGAGCCUAGAGACGGCCAUCUCACACACUCAGAGCCCAGACACACCCAGCUUGCACACUUAUAACUCAGACACUACUAGCUCACACACUCAGAGCCCAGAAAUGCCCAGCUUGCACAAUCAGAGCCCAGAAAUGCCCAGCUUGCACAAUCAGAGCCCAGAAAUGCCCAGUCUGCACAAUCAGAGCCCAGAGAAAUCCGAGGCUUGUGGCACUAUGAGGUCACGGCGGAAUAUCGUCCGUCCUCAACACUUGUCUUCGUAUGUCACUGAGCCACGGAAGAUGUUUUAUGCUGCUUGUCGCUCUGCCAAAAAUAACAGCACUCCCACACAAGGCACUGACAUGACUGAAUCCCCACCCAGUGCUGUGAUAGGACAACUAAAUACUCCACCUGUUUCAGCUAAUGACAGAAAAGCCUGUAAGGCUGAGACAAGUGCAGAGUCUCAUGCCGAACGUCAACUAAGAGUAAAGACACGCCGCUCUGAAGAAGUCGCACGAUCCCCAAGUCCUGUCGUAACGGACUCAACAGUCACAGACCCAGUGGAUGCUGAUGAUAUUAAAUAUGCCAGUCCCAUAAAACUAAUGCUGGUGUCGACUAUUAAAGAUGAAGAUGGUGUUAAAUACACACUAAGAGCUGCACAAACACACAGUGAUGAAGAGUCGUUCGAUCCCUGUGUGGAGGCAUCAUGGGUACGUAACACACUCCAAGAGCAGGCAAGGGAUGAAACUGUUCAGAAAAUGAGCAACGAGUGCAGUGAAAAACUCUAUAGAGAAGAGUUUGCUAACACAGAGGGUCUGAGGGACUGCAUGAACAGCAUUAAUGAGGCUGAACCAACUAUUAAGAGGCGCCCUGGACGGCCCAAAAAGUUAAAAUCUCCAAUGGAGAAAUCAGUGAAGCGUCCAAUCGGACGACCAAGGAAAUGCAAACAAGUGGACAUAAUAAAUGAGGCUCCCAGUGAGGACAAUGAAAAGCCAAGAGCAGAAGAUGCGCCAAACGAAGAAGAUGGUAAUAAAAACCUUAAGAUUACUAUUACUUAUGGGAGGCGGAAAGCAUGGAGGAUGGUAAGUGAGGGACAAAUUCAUACAGAACAAAGCAAAGGCGGUAGAGCUUCAACACAAAGAAGCAAUGCUGACGAACCUGCACAUUUCACACAGGCACAAGUCAGCAUGAAUAAAGAUCAGUUUAGCUUAGUAAUGCCUGUGGAGGACAGGAAAAAUCUCAUGCAUUCAAUCGUGUGUCCAAAGCAGAGUGACAGUGCAGGGACGAGAAGACCAGGACGACCAGCUAAAGUCAAAAUCUCAGGGAUUUCUGUUACUGUUACCACGGUUUCGCCACAGCAACGCAAAAUCCACAUUAAGCGAGAUGUGAGAGAACCAGCAAAACAUCGAAGGGCACUGCUUACUGACCUGGAAUCGAAUAAAGAACAGGAGACAAUCACAGAGGAAGAGCAAGCCUCUGUUAGACACUCAGUCAGAGAAAGAAGACCUUCCGUCCAUCUGCUGCACUGUGACGCUAUAUCACGCCCUAACACACCAACACCCAGAUCACGCAAACUGUUGCUGCAAAAAUCUGAUGACACACAGCAGGACGCACAACAGCAUAAACCUAAAGAUGCUAAUGACACUAUGACCAGGCCAAACACUUCUCCACAGGAUGCUGUCCAUAUCUCAGCAGCAUCAGUUGAGUCCCUCUUUGAUGCAAAUCUGCAAUGGUGGCCAACAUCAGCAUCACCUGAGACCUUAAAGGAAGAGAUGAACAGGCGACUCAGGGUGAUGAAAGAGACAUGGGUUUCAGACACGUCAGAUGUAUUCACUGCUUCAAGUUCAUCUGCAGACACAUCAGAUGUAUUCACUGCUUCAGGUUCAUCUGCAGACACAUCAGAUGUAUUCACUGCUUCAGGUUCGUCUGCAGUGAGGAUGCUGUUUGAGAGAGAUUGCAGUAUGGAAACGCUUUGCUCCUGGUUCAUGCAGACAACUGAGACUCAGUCUCUCGCCAUCAUAAAGAAGGCCAACAACCGAAAUCCGUGUGAGGUUUUCCAGUACAGCUCGGCCAAGGCAAACGAUAGGCCAAAUGUUUGCUCGAGUCCGCAGGCAGAGCGGCUUAGGAAAUGCAUUAAGAAAUUUGCUACAGUUGUCCCUAAAAGUCCAUCAAAGCUCUGGCGAACACAAGCAAAAAUCAGUGGCACACAAAACUGUUUCACCAAGCAACAUGUUUUGAACACAACACUGAACAAUACUGAAAAAUUACAGCAAAAUCGUACGUGGCACCUUUAUAAAACAGCGCUCGAUCGAGCAAGAUCGCGAUUUAAAUCCAGGACCAAGAAUACAGACGUAGACAUUAAAAGCCUUAACGAGCAGGUGGAUAGUGGGAUUCAGCCUACGAGUGUGUCUGAACACUGUGUACUGAACACACUGCAGACGGAGUCUCACAGGACAUCAACUCAGCAAAAGCAGAUCACUGCUAAUGCCUGGAGUGCACACACUCUGAGGGAGUGCAAAGUGUUUCUAAGGAAGCUAAAUUCUUCUAACACACGGUCAAUGUCUGAGGAGUCUAACGACUGCUCGGUGAGGUUCAGCGUAUCGCCGGCUGGAAAUGGUUCAGUACAAAAUCGGGAGCAAGGGGUCAGAAAGAGCAUUAAACAGGAGAAGACGAGUAACUCGGGCACCUCCACACGGCAACAGAGUAAGGUAAAAAGGAAGCGCAGACACUCCUGCACAAAUGUGUCACCCCCAUCACCUAAACAGCAACGUAGCAGCAGAGGAGUGAUGGCAGCCAAGUGGUCCGACUUUAUACUCGGUCCGGCCAGAUAGCAAUGUUGCACCCUGACACACUCCCUCACACGGUGCCUUCGAAAACGAUGACCCAGGGAAACAAGUGUUACGACACACAUACAAAACCUGGGAAGCAUCACGUAGCAACGAAGAAACUUGCACUAUUUUACUGCAUUAUUUCAUUUUCUCUUUACAUGAGAUGCUGUGUUGGAAUUUUUAUUUUAUUUUUAAUGUGUUUGUAUUGUUUCUUUAGGAGCGAGUGCACUUAAUAUGAUCUCUAAACAUAUGGAAACGAGUUCGAGCCAUCUCACUGAUCAUUCUGUUUAUCAUUUAAAACCUGAUAAACUGCACUCUCAGAAAGAAAUCUGCGUUGAGCGAUCUUUCAGAACGAAACGAUAUUUAAUUCUUAUAUUGCACUUACCUUUAAUUUUAUUAUAGAAAAUUAGAUUGUAAGCAUGGUUCUCCAGUUCCAUGUCCUUCAGGCUUUAUUCUUUGACAAAAGCACACCCUCAAAAAAUAAUAAGGGCCCUUAGACCACCUUGUGCUGCUUUCUGAAUAGAAGAAACUUUAUUUUUCCCCCAAACAUGCUGCCUUCUAAGAGUGAAAUGCAGAGGGAGGAUUGUCAAAGAUCCAAAGCAACAACUGUUCCACGGUGUGCGAACGUUGUGCAACGACGUGAAUCUCUGAGCUCAAAAUGAUUCGAAUCUGAUUUUCAGGGAACACGUCAAAUCUUCGGUUGAGUCGUAAUUAGAUUAGAUUCUUUGUCUGAACAUUAAUAAGCUCAGAUUGGAUUGAGGGAGCUUUAACAUAAUUGUGGAAAAAUACAGAAUUGAAGCAGCCGAUGCAUCUUCACCAAUAAAGUUUUAUACUCUCUGUAUUUGAUAUAUUGUACAAAUGAUCAUCAAUACAUGCUCAAAUAUAUAUAGAGUACUGUGCAAAAGUUUUAGGCAGGUGUGAAAUAAUGCUGUAAACAAAGAAUGCUUUCAGAAAUAUAAAUAAUGAGUGUUUAUUUCUGUCAAUUUGCAAAAUGCAAAGUGAGCAAACAAAAGAAAAAUCUAAAUCAAACCAAUAUUUGGUGUUACUACCCUCUGCCUUCAAACCAGAACGACCCCCACAGAGCCCUGAUCUCGACAUCAUCGAGUGUGUCUGGGAUUACAUGAAGAGACAGAAGGAUGUGAGAAAGCCGACAUCCACGGAAGAUCUGUGGUUAGUUCUCCAAGAUGUUUGGAACAACCUACCUGCCGAGUUCCUUCACAAACCGUGUGCAAGUGUACCUAGAAGAAUUGCUGCUGUUUUGAAGGCAAACGGCGGUCAUACCAAAUAUUGAUUUGAUUUAGAUUUCGCUUUUGUUCAUUUAUUAAAAUAAAUGUUUACAACUUCCAUUUUUGAAAGCAUUCUUUGUUUACAGCAUUUUUUCACAUCUGCCUUAAACUUUUGCACAGUACUGUAUACAUCAUUGAGUCAUGUAAGAUUCUGAUGACAAAAUCUACCAGUGAAUUUUUCUGUGUCUCUGUGCGUGUGUGUUAGACUUUCUAAGAUUAAUACAUGCAUUUGGUGCUGCACGGACAAGUAGCUAAACGUUACCUUCUUUAUCUUUUUAUAUACAUACAAACGUACACGUGCGCGCACGGAAAUGGCGCCGCAGUGGCGAGUCUGUCCGUCGGUCUGUCACGGUGCCUCUGAAUUUCAGAUUUCAAGGCAGGCAGCAUAUCCUGUGGGUGGAAGUACAUGCAUCCUCUCGAAACUAAAUUUUAAUUAAUCUCGAGGAUUGCGCAUACAAAAGUUAACGUCCAUACGGAAAAAUGUAAACACUGCUAAUAAAAACUUAAACGUUGUCAUGCGAGUCUCAUUAGCAUAGGUCCAAACUUUUCCAUCCCAUAUUGAAGUUUUUUGUGCGCGUGGCUUCUACCACCUCGGUUUCACUGCUAAAAACGUUUGGAACGUUAAAAAAGUACUUUCCGUUCUCCAUUUUCUCAGCAUUAUAACUAUAUGAUCACACCUACGUUUAAAGUACACCAGGGUUUCACCACUUGAUCUAUCCACUGCCUCUGUAUCGUCUUAUUUCCAGACAGGAAUUUCUCUGUACUGAGAAAACGUCGGUUGUUGAAUUCUGUCAGUAAUCUUUUAAUAUGUUGUUCCUGUUGUUGUAGAUUUACCUUUUUUUAAUCUACCAAUAUUGAGGAUGAAGCAGAUACGAGUAAACGAUGCAAAACCGUUCUUACUGAGUUUCGCCCAAAUUUCAGGAGCAAUACGGUACAAAAGUUCUGCUUGUUUGUGCUUUUGUAUUCUCCGAAGAACACAGAAGAUGAUCAGAAAUCGGUAUUCCGUUUCUCACUCGUAGGUGAAACGACAUGAUCCUGUAAGGCCUUGUCCACACUAAUACGUUUUCGUUUCAAAACGUAUAUUUUUCCUCUAAGCUUUGGCCUUUCGUCCACACCGAGACCGAGGCGUUUUAAGUCAACGAAAACAUAGCUGUUGGAAGACGCUCUCUAAAUCUGAAAACGCCGUCUUCGCGUCUUAGUGUGGACUGUGAAGACGGAGGCUUUUGAAUACUGUGACGCAUUUUUAGUCAUGUGAUGCAGUCGAAAGCAAAUAAA